GACUCUUUGUGCUAGUGUUUGUUUUAGUAUUACAAAAUGUGGAAACAGUGAUCGAUACGUCUGCAAGAGGCUGUGUGGUAAAUUUUUUUGGGGGGGGAAAUAGACACGGAACAUUAUUUUUAAUCGUUAAAUUCGGAAAAGUUUGUAUGGCGCCUGAGUGGUGAAUCAAAUGAACGAAUCAAAUCUCGUGAUUCUUAAGAAUAGAAUCAGUGAAGUGACUCGUAACGCCCAUCACUACUGAAAAAGGUGAGCAGAUUUAGGACUUCCUCCAAAACCGGUCUAAACACCACCCUGGUAAAGACUAUCGUGUGUUAAAGGAGAAGGAUUACGACCAACAUAACAUCUGGAAUGGCUUUUCAGUGGGAUGAUUUGAGCCAAAUUGUGAACUCCCCGGACUCGCUGUCCAACCCUAGUCGAGGAACCAUUAAGGAUAAACCGGGUUUCAAUGCAAAUGAAGACGCUGCUGCUCUGAGGAAGGCCAUCGAGGGAUUCGGCACCAAUGAGAAGGUUCUGAUCGAAAUCCUGACUAAGAGAAGCAGCGCUCAGCGUCAGCAGAUCUGUAAAGCGUACAGGGACGUAACCGGAAAGUCUCUUGUGGACGCAAUAAAGGGAGACACUAAGGGACCCUUUGAGAACAUCCUGGUGGCUCUUGUUACCCCACCGGCGCAGUUCGACAUGCAGGAAAUUAAAAAUGCGAUUAAAGGAGCUGGAACCACAGAGAGCACGCUGAUUGAGAUCUUGGCCUCCAGAUCUAACCAACAGAUCAAAGCUCUGUCUGACGCGUACCAACAAGCGACGGGGAAAGCGCUGACUUCCGAUCUGAAGUCUGAGGUGCGAGGAGACUUCGGUAAAGCUCUGAUCACUCUAGCUGAGGGCAAAAGAGACGAGAGCAAAAAUGUGGACGCUGCUAAAGCCAAAGCUGAUGCGAAGGCCCUGUUUGAGGCUGGAGAGAAAAAAUGCGGGACUGAUGAGGACAAGUUCAUCGAGAUCCUCUGUCGCAGGGGCGUUCCUCAGCUCAGACAAACCCUGGUGGAAUAUAAGAACCUGAGCGGGAAAACCCUGCAGCAGAGCAUCGAGAGCGAGAUGUCCGGAGAUAUAGAGAAAGUUUUAGUAGCUGUUGUGAAAUGUGUGAAGAGCGUCCCAGCUUACAUGGCAGAACUUCUCCAUAAGAGUAUGAAGGGUGCGGGCACUAACGAGGCCAUGCUGACUCGGAUCAUGGUGAGUCGCUCUGAGGUUGAUCUGAUGGACAUAAAGGCAGAGUAUAAAAAACUGUACGGACGCUCGUUAUACUCCGACAUCAAGUCGGACGUGUCAGGAGAUUAUGAGAAAACGCUGCUGGGGAUCUGUGGAGCGGACUGAGCUACACGUCCACCUCAUCACCCUGAACAACACAGGAGCAGAGAGGAAGAGACAAAAGCAUAACAUCAUCACUGACUUUGAUCAU
Tachysurus fulvidraco (yellow catfish) is the source of this 1444-nucleotide messenger RNA. Its product is annotated as annexin A3-like. Gene Ontology annotation, molecular function: calcium-dependent phospholipid binding; phospholipase inhibitor activity; calcium ion binding. Gene Ontology annotation, cellular component: cytoplasm. The record is from RefSeq and is a predicted model, not a curated record. Bases 349 to 1359 code for a protein of 336 amino acids. Lineage: Eukaryota; Metazoa; Chordata; Actinopteri; Siluriformes; Bagridae. The transcript is spliced from 14 exons.